AUGGCGUUAUUAUGGAUUUGGUUAUUUUUAAUCUCGGCUUCAAUAUCAGACGCUGUAAAAGAAACAGAUAGUGUAUCAUCAACAUGUGGAGAACUUGGUGACUGCAUCACGAAUCUUGAUGAAUGUGAUGAAAAAUGUGGAUGCGACACGUUUUCUAUGGUUUACUUUUACAACGAAACCACACAGGAGUGUGAAAUGAAUAUAAAACGGUUCUUACAAACAUUACAGGAAAGGGACGACACGCAAGCGAAAAUAAUUUAUGAAGCUGAGCACGUGUUCCAAAGGAUUAUAUUGUCUGUGAUAAUCGUCGCUGCUUGUUCGGUUCUGUGCGUCUUGUCAGCUUGUUUCUAUUGCUGUCGAAUCAAUUACACGGAUAACCGUCUGAAAAAUGAAGUGGACGCUUUAGCUGCUAAGUUGAAAAGAGAGACGCGUUACAAGAAAAUCAAAGAAAGUUCAAUACGUUUAUCUGUGACGCACGCGUCAGGUGAUGGCGGAGUACCAAAUCGAUGUUGUAGACUCUGUGGUGGUGAGAGUAACCUUCGUUGCUUCUGUACGUCGUAUCUGUGUGAAGGAGUGGAGGAGAGAUAUGAUCAGAUGCUGUCGAACUGUUUCGGUAUACGGGUUUCGCCGUCCGAUAGUAUGGUUUGCGAGAGUUGCAUUAGACAAUUGCGCAACAUUUAUCGUUUCCGGAGUUUGGUUCUGGCUGCUUUUGCGAGAGCUCCUAGUGAAUAUUCGACGCGUAUGUCGUUGCAAAGUGGAAAGGGGAGCUACAAGCGUAAAAAUAGAAGCAAAAAGAAAUCAAACCCAGAGUUGCUGAAGAGGGAAUCCAAAGCGACCAUAAACAAACGGCGCGGCAGCUCAAGGAGGUCCUUAGUCAAUCCUAACGUUCAGCUCAAAAGGACGAAUGUCGCCUGUUCUGUUUGCAGACAACGGUACCCAAUGCUCCUUCCAACGAACGGUACGAAGGUCUUCGUCUGCUCGAGAUGUAAGAAGAAGAACCAGCCCCGGAACGCGACCUGCAGGCAGUGCAACGUCAUCAUGCCAGCUAAUAUGUUACGCGAGCACUUGGAACUGCAUUCGAGGAACGAGCUCAGACGGAGGAGCAGAAUGUGUAUACCACAAAGGAACCGCAACCCAUCGAGGACGGACAGCCGCAUGUCGCAACUGAGACAUUUCUACUGUGCCCAAUGUCCGAAGAAGUUUACCGCCGCGCACCAUCUGGCAACACAUAUACAGACUGAGCACAAAAACGGCACGGACUGCCUCUGCGCCAUCUGUGGUAAGGAUUUGAAGACGCGGGAAAUGUUGGACCGUCAUAUGCGCAUGCACACAGGUCAACCAAUAUACCAAUGCGACGUGUGUUUGCGGUACUUUAAAGGCAAAAGAAGUUUUCAGCUUCACUAUUUAACGCACGGCAAGUGA
Molecule: messenger RNA, 1422 nt
Organism: Leptosia nina
Lineage: Eukaryota; Metazoa; Arthropoda; Insecta; Lepidoptera; Pieridae
Source: the annotation of a GenBank genome assembly